UUGGCAACUCUACUUUUGCCGAAGAUCACAGCUUGACAUUGCUGGUGUCAAAUAGCAAAAUGUUGUCUUCGUUUCGACAUAUUCUAGUGUCUACGGCACGCCAGAUACGCCAACUCCAUGGGACACCAGCCAUGUGUAGUAGCCAUCUCUUUGUGCACAGGGACAGUCCAGAUAAUAACCCAAACACACCAUUUGAAUUUUCCCCAGAGAAUAAGAAGAGAGUGGAGUCAAUUUUAGCCAACUAUCCGGAAGGUCACAAGAGCGCAGCAGUGAUACCCUUGCUGGAUCUAGCCCAGAGACAGAUCGGUUGGACCCCUAUCUCGGCCAUGCAUCACGUGGCCGACCUACUGAAGAUGCCCAGGAUGAGGGUCUAUGAAGUCGCCACCUUCUACACAAUGUUUAACAGGGAGCCUGUGGGGAAGUACUUUGUUCAGAUCUGUACCACAACCCCCUGUAUGUUGGGUGGAGUGGGCUCGGGACCUAUACUGGAGGCUAUUAAAUCUAACUUAGGAAUUGAUGUAGGGGAGACAACUGAGGACAAGAUGUUCACACUAGCAGAAGUUGAGUGUUUAGGGGCGUGUAUAAAUGCUCCCAUGGUACAGAUAAAUGACAACUAUUAUGAGGAUUUAACAGUGGAUGACAUGAACAGAAUCCUAAAUGAUCUGAAGGCUGGGAAAGAACCUAAACCAGGACCACAGAGUGGCCAGGACUGGCGGUUUGCAUGUGAACCUAAAGGUGGACUAACAUGUUUGACAGAGCCCCCUAAAGGCCCAGGCUUUGGGGUUCGCAGUGAUUUAUAAUGGUGGUUUGUUUCAGUGUCUUGCUAGACCUGCAGUUUACUGACAUGUUCUGUUGCUUUCUAGUGCUCUGUAAAUACUGUUGUUGUCUUCAAGUCCAGCUCUGGUUAACAGAGAUUGGUGACUUGAAUAUAAAUUUAUAGCUGAAAAUACAACAAAUGAAUAUUAUGUAUGGA
Molecule: messenger RNA, 973 nt
Organism: Liolophura sinensis
Lineage: Eukaryota; Metazoa; Mollusca; Polyplacophora; Chitonida; Chitonidae
Product: NADH dehydrogenase [ubiquinone] flavoprotein 2, mitochondrial-like
Exons: 9
Coding region: 60-800 (246 amino acids)
Biological process (GO): mitochondrial electron transport, NADH to ubiquinone
Cellular component (GO): respiratory chain complex I
Molecular function (GO): NADH dehydrogenase activity
Source: RefSeq, a predicted model, not a curated record